AUGACAAAGGGAAAAUCCUUUUUUGCCGAAGAAGCAGUGGGAGGGCUUUCGGCAGGCGUAGUGGGUACUGUCAUUGGGUUUCCCCUCGAUACCAUCAAGACGAGGAUGCAGACGGCCAGUGGAGGUCACACCAUCACAUCCAUGGCUCGGUCCAUUGUCCAAAAGGAAGGAAUCUUUGCUCUCUACAGAGGACUUGUACCACCACUUCUCUCGCUGUCAGCACUCAACACCAUCAACUUUACAUCCUACUCGUAUUUUCGACAAAAUGUGUUUGAGGCAAGCAAUGGCUGGGACAUUCGGAAUGGACUCUCUGGAAUUUUGAUUGGGCCUCUGGCAAGUGCCAUCUCGACCGUGGAAAACGUAAUCAAGACACAAAUGCAAGUGGACAACGUCCGAUCCAAACAAUUCCAGGGAUCGCUGCAUUGCAUGAGAACACUGGUGCAACUUCAUGGACCACAGAUUAUCUAUACAGGACACAUGGUUAACACAACUCGCGAAGGAGUGUUUCUUGGAACCUAUUUCUUCGUCUACGAAGGGUUUCGGGAAAUGCUCUUUAGAACGGCCAACAGUAACACUGACAAUCACCAGGGCUCAACAAAUACGACAACAACACACAAGGUCAAUCCUUCCAAGCUGAACACAGGAAGGGAUCCUUGCAAGUUAUAA
Messenger RNA from Seminavis robusta, 666 nucleotides. The record is from the annotation of a GenBank genome assembly. Lineage: Eukaryota; Bacillariophyta; Bacillariophyceae; Naviculales; Naviculaceae.